Molecule: messenger RNA, 447 nt
Organism: Fusarium sp. VM40
Lineage: Eukaryota; Fungi; Ascomycota; Sordariomycetes; Hypocreales; Nectriaceae
Source: the annotation of a GenBank genome assembly
AUGAUUCCUUCCCAGAUUGGAAAGCUCUUCCUCAGCUCUGCCGCACUUUGGGCAACUGCUUUCGCCAGCGGUCUCAGUCUCGAGGACACUGGCACUGCAUCGGGUUGCACAGGCUCAACAGGAUGCUGCAUCCCAAGUUGCUUGGUAAACGUGUCCGACUUUUACGGCUGCAAUGGAAAUGUGGCAUUCUCGGGCACCUGUCAGUGGAACUAUGACAAUCCCAAGGGAACCCAAGAUAUUGGCAACGAUGGCUGCGGCGACGUUCAAGUGACUUUCUUGAAGGAUGACAGUGGCAACCCCGCCAUUGACAUCUACCACAAGUCGGACAAGAAGUACGACCGUUACUCAUUCAGCAACUGCAAGGCCCCGACUGUUGGAGGAAGCCAGUGUGCUCCACAGGGAGGCGGAUGCGAUACUAACAUCAUCCUCACGGGUGCCCAGGGCUAG